Ruditapes philippinarum (Manila clam) is the source of this 1288-nucleotide messenger RNA. RefSeq lists its product as uncharacterized. The record is from RefSeq and is a predicted model, not a curated record. The transcript is spliced from 6 exons. Bases 25 to 705 code for a protein of 226 amino acids. Lineage: Eukaryota; Metazoa; Mollusca; Bivalvia; Venerida; Veneridae.
UACAAAUCUGAAAGUAAUCUGCUGAUGUCAUUGGUCUUAGGCAGAAUGGAUCUCAAUAAGAAAGUUUCUCUUCUGAAAUGGUUUGAUGCCCUUAGUGUAAAGUCAAUAAAGAACUUUGAAGACCUCAGAGAUGUACAAGUCAUUACAGACAUUAUGUGCACUUGUGACCUAUUACCUGAAGAGGUUGACCUGUCCAGUUUUGAGAAGAGGUUGGCUGUUGUCAAGACAUACCUAGAAGGUUGCUAUCACCAAACAUUUGAUGAUAAGAUGAUGAUCGAUUUCUCAAUACUGGCAGGCAAAGUUAGAGGAGAUGUAUUUGAACUAGAAAUGGGAAAGCUUUUGCUAGCCCUGUUGGGAUGUGGUGUUCAGGACAAAUCACGGGAUAGAUUCAUUCAACCAGCCUUAGAUUUGGAUUCUGAAAGCCAGAUCAACCUUACAGAAAUGCUGCAGUCCCUCUUGCUUGGUGAUGCCAUGGACAUGAAACUGCCAGAUGACUUCCCUGAUGUCUUAAAGAGAAAAAGUGAGUCAAGUUCUCAUCGUGAUGCCGCUCUUUUCUUCAAACUAGUUGCAGAUGGUGCCAGAGAUUCUCCACAGCGCUCCCAGGGCACACCAAAUCCUUCCAACUCUUUUCCUGCUAAUGGUAGAGUAGUCUCCCUUUUAUUUGUUUUAUUUAUUUUUUUGAGACAUGUCAAAGUCACAUGUUGAUUAACUUGAUUUAAUCUAUGGCUUGAAUAAUGGUAUCAGACUUGUAACAGUGUAUUUUACAACAAAUGAGACUACGGUUUACUGUAUAUAGAUAUUGAACCUGACCUAAACACUUUGAUUAUAUGAGCCUCGUCACGACAAAACCAACAUAAUGCGUUUGCGACCAGCAUGGAUCCAGGCCAGCCUGAUCUGGAUCCAUGCUGUUCGCUUACAAACCCUAUUACAAGUAGAGAAACUGAUAGCGAACAGCAUGGAUCCUGAUCAGACUCCGCGGAUGCGCAGGCUGGUCUGGAUCCAUGCUGGUCACAAACCCAUUAUGUUGGUUUUGUCAUGGCGCGGCACAAUUAUGUAUAUGACUGUACACAUGGCACCAGUAUUCAAGCAUUGUUAUAAGAGUUUAGAUAGUGCUACUUUUACUUCAGCCAUUUUUGUCAAGCAAAAUGAUGUCCAAACAUUACUUUUACAUACAUAUUCUUUUUCAAUGUUACUUUUAGACAUAUAGUUAAAACUUAAAUUUCUACAAAUAUUUUAAAACAUCAACUGUCAUGUUUCAUAAUUGCUUGACUUAUGGCAGAAGAAAAAC